This is a messenger RNA of Nelumbo nucifera (sacred lotus), 1705 nucleotides long. RefSeq lists its product as uncharacterized. The record is from RefSeq and is a predicted model, not a curated record. NCBI's taxonomy places the organism in Eukaryota, Viridiplantae, Streptophyta, Magnoliopsida, Proteales, Nelumbonaceae.
GGGUAUGAUUGGACCAUGAAACAAGCCUCCUGGGCUUUAGUAACUUUUCUUUAUUUUAUUUGGUUGGCAAACGAAACAAAAGGCGAGGCCCAGAAAGAAAGCUCCCCCGUGACAUCCUCUACAAAGCUAAAAAAAAAAAAACAAACAAAAGCAAAAGGAAAGAAGAAAAGCUUUCAAUCUCUCUCUCUCUCUUUCCUUUUAAAAACAAACACGCUAACAUCAUCCAAAACCAUAGAAAUCUGCAAAUACAACAGUUGUGAGAGAACACAGAAAGAAAGAGCUAGAGGAAGAAGAAGAAACACCAUGAGAAGAAGAGAAGGCAAAGGAACUCCUCCAGCAGACCUCUUAGUCUGCUUCCCUUCUCGAGCCCAUCUAACCCUUAUGCCCAAGCCCAUUUGCAGUCCAGCGCGGUCGAAUGAGUCUACUAGCAGUAGCAGUACCAAGCGCCAUCACCAUCUUCUCACAAGGUCUAGAAACAGGGUUGGCCAAGCUAGCCCUCUCCUUUGGCCCAAAACCAAGACCACGGGCUCGGAGAUCGCCGAACCCACCUCUCCAAAAGUCACAUGCGCCGGCAAGAUCAGAGUCAGGCCCACAUCGAGUUCCUGUAACAACUGGCAAACAGUCAUGGAAGGCAUCGAGAAACUUCACAACAGGCGAAAACAGAAGAAGAAGAAGAAGAAGAAGAAGAGCCCCACUUGGCUAGAGACUCUCGGAUUCAGGAAAGACAUAAUGCAGAUUUUGACUUGUUUACGAAGCUUUCGCUUCCAUUUACGGUGCUUUGGUUCCUUUCAUGGCUCAGUCGUCACUUCUGAUGGCGAAGAAGAUGAAGAAGAAGAAGAAGAAGAGUAUCAACAAAAGCAAGAAAGCCAAGCGAGUACAGAGGAAAAUGAUAGUGGUGAUGCUUCGAGAACUAUCUUUUCAAAGUGGUUUAUGGUAUUGCAAGAAAAUCAAAAUAAUGUUUUUAGCAAAGAAGAAAAGUACAGAGAGGAGAGAAACGAGACUUGUGAUGGUGAAGGAUCAGAAUCGGAUGCCGCUCCUGCCGCUCCUCCUUCGAGUGCUCUCUUGCUCAUGCGUUGUAGGUCCGCACCCGCUAAAGGCUGGCUAGAAGAGAAAGAUCUAGUGCGAAAAGAAGAAGAAGAAGAAGAAGAAGAAGAAGAAGAAGAAGAAGGAGGAGGAGGAGGAGGAGGAGGAGGAGGAAACAAAGAAAAGUUGGCGCUGGAAGAAAAGAAGAAGAAAGAGAAAUUGAUAUUGAUGAGUUAUGCUCCUGAUUUCUUUAAGGUAUCUCCUGAUAUUGCAAAGGAGACUUGGAUUGUUGGUGGGAUAAGAGAUCAAUUUUCUAGGAGUCGAAGUUGUAAGAGAUGAAUUGAAGGUUAUGAACAUUAUAUUGUGAAUAAUCUGCUUUUCCUUAUUUUUCGUUUGACCAUUUUACUUUGCUGUGUUUAAUAAUUAAUGUUAUUGUUAAUUAGUUGGCUUUCGUGUUCAUUUCCCUUUGGACUUUGGAGAAUCCAACAAAAAAUUCUAAGCCCAAAACUUGUUCCUGUGUUUGGUUAAUUGAUCUAAGUUGUGCUAAGUUAGUAAACAACUUUCCUUUUCUUGUUUUUUUAUGGGAACAGAGUUUGGUCUCACGCGCAAAGGUUUUUGUGACUUGUGAAAUGUUACUAUUGUUUCCAUUCCAUUUAAUAAGAAGUGUUUUGUCCUUGCAGAA